UGGAUUAAUUUGUUUCAGGGUGCGUCGGCCGAAGUGGCUCUGAAGCGGAACGACCCAAUCACACUGACCACAGACAAGGCGUACGCCGAGAAGUGCAGCGCCAAGACCCUCUACGUCGACUAUGACAACAUCACGAAAGUCGUCAAGCCUGGCAACCGCGUCUUCAUUGAUGAUGGUCUCAUCUCUCUCAUCGUCAAACAGGUGGGAGCCAAGGAAGUGCAGUGUGUAAUUGAGAACGGUGGUGACCUGGGCAGUCGCAAGGGCGUGAAUCUGCCAGGAGUUCCGGUCGAUCUGCCCGCCGUCUCCGAGAAGGACAUGUCCGAUCUCAAGUUUGGAGUCCAGCAGGGAGUCGACUUCAUCUUCGCCUCUUUCAUUCGUAAUGCCUCGGCUAUCACCGAUAUCAGGAAGAUCCUUGGCGAGGAAGGCAAGAACAUCAAGAUCAUUGCGAAGAUCGAGAACCAGCAGGGCAUGCAGAAUCUGGAUGAGAUCAUUGAGGCCGCUGACGGCAUCAUGGUGGCUCGUGGUGACCUUGGCAUUGAAAUUCCCCCGGAGAAGGUCUUCCUCGCUCAGAAGGCUAUGAUCGCCAAGUGCAACAAGGUGGGCAAACCAGUGAUCUGCGCCACACAGAUGUUGGAGUCGAUGGUGAAGAAGCCCCGCGCCACACGUGCCGAGUCAUCCGACGUGGCCAACGCCAUCUUGGACGGCGCCGACUGUGUCAUGCUGUCCGGCGAGACGGCCAAGGGAGAGUACCCGCUCGAGUGUGUCAAGACAAUGGCCGACAUCUGCAAAGAAGCUGAGUCUGCCGUCUGGCACAAGCAGCUCUACAUCGACCUUACCUCUGAGAUCCCAGCGCCAAUAGACGCUACGCACGCGGUGGCAGUGGCAACAGUUGACGCAGCCAGCAAGUGCCACGCAUCGGCCAUUGUGGUGAUCACGACGACAGGGAGGUCUGCCCACCUGGUGGCCAAGUACCGCCCCCCCUGUCCCAUCAUCGCCAUCACUCGGCAAGCGCAGGUCGCCCGCCAAAUGCAUGUCUACCGCGGUGUCCUGCCUCUGCUCUAUGACGGUGCACAGCAAGCUGAUUGGCUGAAGGACGUCGACGCACGCGUGCAGUUCGGUCUGUCGUUCGCCAAGAACCGUGGCUUCGUGAAAGCCAACGACCCGGUCGUCAUCGUCACCGGCUGGAAGCAGGGUAUCGGCUACACAAACACCAUGCGCAUUGUGUAUUUCGAUGUAAAUUCCGCUAACAUAAUAGCAAAUUGAAACGAUUUAUCACCAAAAGAGCUGCUCCAUAAGGAGGAUUGAGGACGCCAUUUGAUGUUGGACUGCGCCACAACCUAGUAAUAAAUCUUUCUGAAAACGUUUCAAAGAGUUGUCCAAACUCGAUUGUUCAUUUAGUUCGAAACUGUUCUAUCUGAUCAACAAGAUUAAAGUAUUGAAAAAUAACAGAGUAUAACUUGAAAAUAACUCUAAUAAUCAGAGUUUGAAUUAUAGGGUCCGUUUAUUCUAUUUUUUUCAUAGAAUAUAUUCAAAGUAUUGCUUGAAUUUUCAAUGUUUCUUCUCGAGCUUUAAUUCCGGUUUCGAACUUAAUCUACUUUUUGUUGUUGAUCAAAAUGAUUUUUGUUAAUUGCUUUUUCUUGAGCAUCGAUGGUGAUUUAAUCACAGUACAUCUAUUUAUUUUAUUUAUUCAUUGUAGAUUAUGCUUUAAAUUGAAAAUCGAGUCAUACUCUGUAUUUCUGAAAUUGAACUAAAAGUUUUUUAUUUAAGUUUAUUCUUGUCUUGUCCUAUCAGGAGCGAAUUAAGAAUUCCUCCUCAAGAAUAAUAAUAAACAUUCAUUAAUUUAUUUUAUACAGUUUUUUAUCUACAGCAUAUGUUAAAAAACAUACAGAAUUGUGAUAUAUUUUUUUAAAUAAUGAUAUCUAUUUCGUAUCAUUUUAGAAUUCCAAUAGUCUUAUAUCUGUUUUAAUAAUUUUAUAGCUUUAGAGAAGUAAUAAUAUUUCAUUUAUAAUGUAUUGCAUUGUUAUUUAUCUGAGCUGGUUCCUAGGACGGGAAGAGUCUUAUAUAAUAUAUUUUCAAACUGUAGAAUCAUUAUUUUCAUCCGAAAUAAAUUGAUAUAAUUGAA
Messenger RNA from Nilaparvata lugens (brown planthopper), 2122 nucleotides. RefSeq names its product pyruvate kinase. The transcript has 8 exons. Gene Ontology annotation, molecular function: potassium ion binding; pyruvate kinase activity; magnesium ion binding. NCBI's taxonomy places the organism in Eukaryota, Metazoa, Arthropoda, Insecta, Hemiptera, Delphacidae. Gene Ontology annotation, biological process: glycolytic process. Gene Ontology annotation, cellular component: cytoplasm. The record is from RefSeq and is a predicted model, not a curated record. The annotation marks the transcript as partial.